Molecule: messenger RNA, 4818 nt
Organism: Notolabrus celidotus (New Zealand spotty)
Lineage: Eukaryota; Metazoa; Chordata; Actinopteri; Labriformes; Labridae
Product: hormonally up-regulated neu tumor-associated kinase
Exons: 11
Coding region: 979-3321 (780 amino acids)
Biological process (GO): intracellular signal transduction; protein phosphorylation
Cellular component (GO): cytoplasm
Molecular function (GO): protein serine/threonine kinase activity; ATP binding
Source: RefSeq, a predicted model, not a curated record
GGGAAUUAGCUAACAUAGCUCUCUCCAACUGGACCAUUUCUAAUGCUCACUUAUUAACAAGUAAUGACUUGUAACUUUGAUCUGUACACAAACCUGUGUGUAAAAAUGACAUGCUGGGGUUUUAUAGUGACUUAAUUACCUUUUGGACAGAAUCAGACUAGCUGUGUCCACCUGUUUCUGGUCUUCGUGCUAAGCUAUGCUAACACCCUCUGGCUGUAGCUUCAUAUUAAGCAUAUAGACAGGAGAGUGAUGGAUCAGUCAAUCAUUUCAUCUUCAUCUACAAGGACUUUCCCUAGAAGUGCUGUCAACAAAAAAUACAGAAAGGAUUUGGAAUUGAAACGGUUCAGUUUCACACACAUGAGGGGGAAAAAAACUUAAUUUGAAAGGCUUCCAAGCUCACUUAAACCCGGAGGUCUCUGCUUACCUGGUUAUGUCACUGUGAAACUGAAAUGGAUAUUAUUAGAAAACAAGAUUUCAAAGAGGAAGCAAUGUAAGAGAGUGUGAGUGGUUACUGUGUAACUGUGAGUCUGUGUGUGUACCUUGGUGUGUGCAGAGGGGGGGGUAAUUACGGUGUUGAAUGUCCUCCUCAUCACUGGAGCUGACCUGAGAACACAACAGUUAAUCAUCCACUAACCAGCAGAAAGAGACGGAGCGAGAGAACAGAGAGGAGCCAGCACUGCAGGCUGCACGGUUGGAUAGAAAGAGACAAACUUUUUGGCACCUGAACUUAUUAAAGACUGAAUUCAAAAAAAGAAGAGAAGAAGAGUCCUCUAUCAGGCUGUCUGGAAUAAAGGAGGCUCUUACCUGAGAGUGGAAGAUCAACAAAUGUACACACACCUGCUCCUGUGGAAGACUUUUCAGCAGCGGUCCACUUGUGCUUGUGUUAGUAUGUUCACAACACGUAGACUGUCCUGCUUUUCUAUCAGACUGUGUGUGAGUGUGUGAGGGGGGCCACAUGGGGCCCGGGCCCUGUCCAGGAUGCCAGCAGCAGCAGGAACAUUGAAGCCCUCUCUGGAGGACAUGGUGGCAGAAGGAGGGGGUGAAGGAGAACACAACGCACCCCACUGGGAAGCCUCAGCGCUGGGCCGGGAGCGUCUCUCUCUGCCCUCUCUGAAGGUCCCCAGGGAGCUGCUGCGGAGCUUCCCCCACUCCAAACGGGUGGGGUCCUAUCUGGUGGGGAAAAUGAUCAACAAGGGAUCGUUUGCCAAAGUGAUGGAGGGGCUGCACAUCGGCACGGGCGAGAAGGUGGCCAUAAAAGUGAUCGACAAGAAGAAAGCACGGCAGGACUCCUACGUUCUGAAGAACAUGAAGAGAGAACCUCGAAUUCAUCAGAUGGUGCGACAUCCUCACAUUGUCGUCCUGCUUGAGACUCUGGAGACAGAGAACAGUUACUACAUGGCCAUGGAGCUGUGUGCAGGAGGAGACCUGAUGGACAGGAUCUGUGAGAGGAAGAGGCUGGAGGAAAGGGAGGUGCGGCGCUACACCCGUCAGAUCCUCUCUGCAGUGGAUCACCUGCACAAACAUGGCGUCGUGCACAGAGAUUUAAAGAUCGAAAACUUCCUGCUGGACGAACACAACAACAUUAAGAUUGUGGAUUUUGGCCUCAGUAACACUCUGAAGGUUGAAUCUUUGUCUCUGGAGCUGCUCAACACGCAGUGUGGAAGUCCCGCCUAUGCAGCCCCCGAGCUGCUCGCUCACAGGAAGUAUGGACCCAAAGUGGACGUCUGGUCCAUAGGUGUGAGUAUGUUUGCCAUGCUGACGGGAACCCUGCCCUUCACUGUGGAGCCUUUCAACAUCAAACAGCUGCACCAUAAGAUGGUCAAUGGAGAGAUCAGCAGCAUCCCCAGUGAUGUCAGCAAAGGUGCAGCAGCGUUUGUGUUGUCUCUCCUGGAGCCAGACCCCGAUAAGAGACCGAGUGUGAGAGCUGCGAUGGAGGAGAGGUGGAUCAAUGAGGCAAAUGCCAAGAAGCCUCUGAACACACUCUCUCAUAAAAACAGGCUGUGUCCAGAGGAUCUCAACUCGUCUGUGCUCUCGUACAUGACAGAGACGCUGGGUUACUCCCUCUCUGAAGUCAUACACACAGUCACAACCAACAGACCUUCUGCCAUCAUGGCCUCCUAUCACCUCCUGCACAACAAGCUCAGCAGGAGCCAGAAAGGAGCCAAGACCAGCAAGAAGCUAGAAAGCGGGGACUGGAGUCUUCCGAGCAAGAACACAUGGAGAGAGAGGAAUAACAGCGAAUCAAAGGCUCAGCAGCAGAAUGAAGCAACCAAUGAAAAACCCCUGAAGAAGUCCAACAAGCCCCUGAGAGCCCAACAGACAACUGAAUAUCAGAGCAACAAGAAGAGGCCUGAGGACCUACCCAGGAAGGACCACAUAGAGGACACAGAGAACCGUCCACCCUCUCCAUCUUUACCUAAGCUACCUUACUCUGCCUCCCCUUCAAUACCCCCUUGUCGCCUCUCCCCUUCACCUGCAGAGGACGGGGCCAUCAAUGAGGAGACCGGCAUCACCUUGGACACAAGAGGAACCCUGCUGUUUCCUGAAGUGUCUGUGUUUGGAGACAGAGAGCUCGUCCAUCUUUGUCCUCCUCAAAGCUCUGCAUCUCAACUCUGUGACUCUGCCCCUUGCCAAGUCCCCCUACUUCCUGAGCCAAUAAGAGACUCCAGCACUUCUAAACCAAUCCGACCCACACACCUGCUCAGAACAACUCGGUCAGAUGGGGCAGCAGACCCUGGAUCAGACUGCUUUAAUGAAAACCGCCAUCAGGAUGAUCACUCCCAUCUCUUGAGCAUCAACGAGCGUCUGGAGAAGCUGCAGACGUUUUAUUCAUCAGAGAAGAACAGCAUCUCUCCACGGAUGCUCCUGCAGGCAGACACAAACACCUCAGACAGAGACCACCAAGGCACCAUGGAGACCACACAGAAGUCACCCUCUGCACCGCUGCCACGUCUGCGCAACUUGGGACUUAAAGACGGGCGAGCAAGGAAGAUGACAUGGGUAGGGUUGACUCGUCCUGGGCCUCAAGGACUCCUGGUGAAUGGGUCUAAACCUCCUGUAUUCCCCUCUCAGAGACAACAUACCUUGGUCAUUAAAAGCCUGAGGCAGGAGAGGGGCAAAAGAAGAGAUCUGACCGCAGCAGGGGGAGGAGGGGAGAGAGGGACAGCUGGAGGAGGUAUAAACAUAGCAAAGAGGAACUCAGUACAGCUGCGGUCAUCUCUUCAGCGUCGGGUGGCAGACCUAAAUCUGCCACUCCUUCCUGCUGCUCUGCAAGGGAAGACGGAUAGGAAUAAGAACCAGCUACAAAGCAUGGACUACUGAAAGAUGGGAGGACAAAAUAGAGAGGCAGCGUUAGAGGCCAGAAAAAAUACAAUGGCGAAAGGAUAUAAGUCAGUGGCAGCUAUUAGAUUCUGAAAACAAAAACACUACCACCAAGCUACUGAGAAAUGUAAUUAAGGCCACUAUUUGUUGCACCAUAACUGCAGCACUGCUCAAAUGCUGCUUUUUAAUGUCAUACAACUCUGUUCCAGAUCUGCAAAUUUACCAUUCUGGCAUAUUGAUGUCACUUUUCUCUAUUGAUCAGCAACUGAAAAAACAAAGGAUAUUUAAUAUCUGGAGAAACUUGAACAUAAAAUAUCAUAAGAUAAUCUAUUUGCUGCCACUAGGCAAGAGCUAACAUUAGCUCUCAACCACUCCCUUGCUAACAGCAUCAUAAGCUAAAAAUUCCUAUCAUGUCCUAUCAUGUUGUGUAACACUAUGAAAAGGAAAUGCCAGUCAGCAGGUUGCUAAAUUCUAGCUGUUACCUGUUGUUAGCAACACUAACGUUAGCAUUAAACCACUACUAGCUGAAGCUGCAAGGAACAUAAACCUUUCAUACAGUGUCUGCCAGUGAUGUUAGCUAGAAAGUGGCUCAAUGCUAUCACUGGGUUGUCAGUCGUUAGCAGUCAGCCACUUGACUUACCUUAUCACAUCCUGUUAAAUUCUCUAAAAAGGAAAUGUUAACUACUAAAUAACUUGAAGUCUCAUGCUAGCUAUUUUCACAGGUUAGCAACAGUUAACAUUAACUUUCAGCCACUUCAAGCUAAUGACAGUUAUUCAUAUAAUGAAACCAAACUGUAUGCUAACGAAUACUCAUUGACUAUUGGCUAAUGCAAAUGUUUUUUGUUUUUCAUCAUAUCUUACACAAUCACUUGGCAGUGUUAGCUAGCUAAAGGUUGACUGCUGUCACUAGCUGUUGUAUAACGGCAAAUACAUAAUUAUCAAAUGUGUUGAUUUACCUUUAAAUAUGGCCUAUCUCUUAGACAUUUUAUUAUCUAUGUCUUUACAGUUGCUGAACAAUGUAGAAACGUUAAAAUAUUAUAAACAUUCGUCAGGUUCCCUCUGUUGUCACAAUUUGUAAACCCAAUGUCCCACACUACAAAUAUUUUAACAGCCUUUGAGCUUCUCAUCGAAAUGCAAUGUCAGAAGAAAAUCAUUACUGUAUGACUGUGGAGGAUAUUACUGACAAAGGGAAAGAGCGGCUGUCCAUUAAUGCCUUGCUCCUCAACAGCACUUCUUCCCAAGCUUGUAACGAAGCAGUCUGUAUAUAUUCAGUGCCAAAACUUCAAACUCCCUGUAAGCUCAGAACAUUUCUACAGCUUGACUUCGGUCACACAAGCUACUGUUGGCUUUUUUUCAGCUUUACUUUCAACAUGUUCUCCACCCAUCACCAUGUGAAGUGCAGUAUGCACAUGUGCUUAUGGUUGUAUUUGUAUUCACUGUUCUUACACAUUUUUGUAUUUACCUUGAAAGUCAAAGUAAAAACAAGUCUCAAUGAAA